AUGGGCCGUGCCGGUUCGAUGGCGUCCAUGUCGGUGAUGAGCGAAAAGCAGGCCAGCAGUACUUACAACGUGGCCCCUGCUUCGGUGUUGAUGGAACUGUUCCUUGCACAAGACUCGGAUGUUCACAAGCGAAUCUUUGGUUUCCAGACCUACAAGCAGUUCCUGGCCAUGCGAGAAAUUCUGCUGGCGGGCGACACCAACCGCUUGGUGGCCGAGCUGACCUUUGUCAGGAUCAAUGAUUUGGCUGCGCCGCCGGAACCAACGCAUCCCUUAAUGUAUGUCGAGCCCUUUGUGGCGCUUCUCAUCGUUGCGAAUGGCAUUAUGAUUGGCUUCCAGACCGAGCCAACUUAUCAAGUCUGGGACGGUUGGCCAAUCAUCGAGUGCGUUUUCGCCGGUUUUCUGGUGCUGGAAAUCAUUUUGAGGAUGCACCUUCUUGGUUGUCGUACUUUCUGGUGCGGCGAUGAUUACCUUUGGAAUUUGUUUGAUGUUUUACUUGGCAUCACCGGCGUCACCGAUGUUACAGUGGAACUCGCGAACCAACGUCGAAGUGAAAUCCCGACCUCACUUCUGCGAUUUUGUCGCCUGAUACGCUUGGUACGGAUCGUGAAAGUGUUUCGAUUGAAAUUCAUGAAGGAUUUGCGGCUUAUGGUGAAGGGCUUAGUUGCUGGUAUCCGAACCCUUACCCUGGCGUUUACUUUGUUACUCUCGGUGAUCUAUGUGAUCUCGGGCUUUGCCACCUACACCAUUGGGAGAAGUCGCGAGACGGAAGAGCUGGAGCUCGCCAAAUACUUUCGCAACUUGCCCUUGUCGAUGUUCACGGCCUUUCGUUGCUUCACGGGUGAAUGCACCAACGAUCUAGGAUACCCAAUGACCUCGAUGCUGGCGCAAAAAUUUGGUUUACCGUUUGUGGCUUGCUACAUCAUGAGCUACAUGUUGGUCUCCAUGGGCAUCUUCAACGUCAUUCUGGCAGUCUAUGUGGAGAUCACCAUGAAAGCUGCCAAGGAGACAGAAGCGACCACGGCGGAGCAGCACGCGCGGGAAUCCAUCCGCGUGGCACGUACCACCCGUGAGUUGCUGAAGAAAUUUGCCGCGGCUUAUCGCAUCUUCCAGGAAUUGGAAGAAUGCGAGGGCCAUCAACAAGUGACGCGCCUGGAGUUCCGUGGGGGCAGCACCAUAUUUACAGACGAUGAUGUCCAUGACAAGAUUGCCAUUACCAAAGAGCUCUUCCUACUCGUCAUCCAGGACCGCGACGUGCAACGUCUGAUGGAUGAGUUGGACCUGCCACCGGAUCGUGCCAACCUCUUCGAGGGCUGCAAGGGCAGACCCUAA
This is a messenger RNA of Cladocopium goreaui, 1329 nucleotides long. NCBI's taxonomy places the organism in Eukaryota, Dinophyceae, Suessiales, Symbiodiniaceae. The record is from the annotation of a GenBank genome assembly.